This is a messenger RNA of Podarcis muralis (Common wall lizard), 5588 nucleotides long. It is a transcript of the gene GASK1B, whose product is annotated as golgi associated kinase 1B. The record is from RefSeq and is a predicted model, not a curated record. NCBI's taxonomy places the organism in Eukaryota, Metazoa, Chordata, Lepidosauria, Squamata, Lacertidae. Gene Ontology annotation, cellular component: Golgi apparatus.
UGUGCGGAGGUGCGCUGCUGUAAAUUGUCAAGACUUCCCAGAUGUUUCUUCUCAGUAAAGAGGCUUGGUAUUUCUUAACUGUUUUUUGCACUAGGGGGCUCCCAGGAGUUAGAAAGAAACAGACAGAAGGCUGUUCUUUUUGGAAACAAGACAUCACACUGGGGUUUUCCAAUGCAGAAUUUAAAAUAGCUUUAAAAAUAAUGACGAAAAGUUCAUGUAAGUGUGUAGCAGUUAUCUGGAAACAACCGCCCUGGACAGUCAGAGCAUUCUGAAGGUCUGUGGAGUUUGCAGUGAAAUCUCCAAAACAUGAGCUGUAGAGUCAUGUAUGACUUGUGUGUUCCAGGACUUUGAACACAGAAAUACAGGUUUGGAUAACUUGAAAGCUUGCUCCCUAUUUGGUGACAGCUUGGAUGGUCCUAAGAAAGAUACUGCCCAACUGUGGAUUUUGGAUUUUUUUAUUCUUUCUUGCAUGGACCAGCACAGUUUCUUUUGUGUUUUUAAGAGAAGUUUUACUAGACAAAGACUGAGACAAGCUGUGUAGCUCUGUGCCAGCCCAGAAGGGACUCCCAGACUUUUCCUACUGUGACUCAGUUAACUGUGUUUACACAGCCGACUCCAUUCAUUCUCUGAAACAAACUCACACCCUCUGUGGUGGCAGAUAAGAUUUUAACAGCUUGUUGGGACAGCCUGUCAGAUUAAUUACAACUGAACAUUCACAUUCCUUGGGCAUUUCCAGUGUGCGUGUGUUUGUGUGUGUACAACACACACACACACACACACACACACACACACACGAAGAGCUGGAAAAAGAGGAGGAGAAAUCCAAUAAUUUAGAAGGCAUGCAUCAUCACCAUCAUCAUCCUAGCAGGCAACCAGUGAAUUCCUAAGCUACAUUCAUCAUGUUGAUUCAUUGGAGAAAUGAGCUUCCUGGAUCAGACAUGCCAAAUUUUAAACUGGUUCAUUUGCUCUCUGUGCGCACCCCAGUUGCUAAGACUCUGGAGUGGCAGGUGCCCAAGGACCAGAAGGAAUUUGUUGUUGGGCACAGCCUUUGUGAUAUAUCUGGGGUUCCUUGUCAGCCAAGUAGGUCACAUUGUCCCACAGUACAGAAUGAGACCCCUGAAAGCAAAUUCCCAGAAUCUCCAAGAUGCUGCGCAGACUCUUUCCCUCGAAAUCCCAUUGGAUGACACCUUGUUGCUUUCUGAUCUGGAAAGACCCCAGAUGGGAACAAAUGAUACUUCAGCACUGCCCAAUGUGGUGUAUAUCACCCUGCGGUCCAAGCGCAGCAAACCUGCCAACAUCCGAGGCACCGUGAAACCCAAGCGAAGGAAGAAACAAACAGUACCUUUGCACCAUGAAAAUAAGGACCCAUUGGUUGUCGCUGGCCAGGAGAAGAGCUUAAUCCAAAAGCCACUUCAUGGGACUAAUAAUUCUAUGAAUAAGAGGAGAUCAGGAGCAGUCCCAGAGAGAGCAAGGGAGCACCAGGAGAAGUUCAAAGAGAAAGAAACACCCAAGAAAGACAAGAGACGUUGGAGACCUCUGGUCAGAGGAGCAAAUGUUCAGCCCAGUGCUCUGGAGAGCAAUAUCAGGAUGUACAGCGAAAGCCCACCAUCUUGGCUGAGCAAAGAUGAUAUCUUAAGUAUGCGUCAUCUGGCGGAUUCCAAAAUAGAGAAUAUACAAGAGGCACCUUCUCAGUAUGGAGUAGUUCUGGUACUUGAGGGGGCUGCUACGGUUAACAGGUCAGCCAAAGGAGGUGUUUGCAGCCAAGGGCACUGUGGCCUCAUGAAGAGACCUCUUGACAUGAGUGAAGUGUUUGCCUUCCAUUUGGACAGGAUCCUUGGGCUGAACCGGACCUUGCCUACAGUAAGCAGGAAAUCAGAAUUCGUACAAGAUGAUCAGCCAUGUCCUAUUAUUCUUUGGGAUACCUCCUUGGCUCAGACCGAUAAUGAGACACACUCGUCAUUGAAGCUAACGUGGGGGGCUUACAAGCAACAAUUAAAGCAAAAGUGUUGGCAAAAUGGCAAAGUACCCAAAACAGAGUGGGGAUGUACAGAUAUCCAUCACUAUGAGUGGUCCAAGAUGGCACUACUUGAUUUUCUUUUACAGAUCUACCAUCGCUUGGACAAGAACUGCUGUGGGUUCAAACCACGCAAAGAAGAUUCCUGUGUCCAGAAAGGAUUGAACCUGAAUUGUGAUGACCAGGAUAAUGUUGAUUUGACACACAUUAUCCAGAGAAAAGAUGAUCCAAGGCAUUUGGUCUUUAUAGAUAAUAAAGGUUACUUCGACAGAAGUGAAGACAAUCUGGAUUUCAAAAUAUUACAAGGCAUAAAUGAGUUCCCUGAAUCGGCAGUCUCCGUGCUGAAAAGCCAGCGUUUGCGAGAGAAGAUUCUACAGUCUUUGUUCCUUGACAGAAUUUUUUGGGAAAGCCAAGGUGGUCGUCAAGGCAUUGAUAAAUUAAUUGAUGUGAUUGAACAGAGGGCCAAAAUUCUUCUUACUUACAUUAAUGCUCAUGGGGCAAAAGUACUGCCAAUGAAUGAAUGAAGGCUCAGUCCUGUGCACACUUACAUGGGAAUAAGAAACACUGCACACAGUAGGACUUACUUCUAAGUAAACACACAUAAGAUUGUGCUGAAUGGGGGAAUGAGAAAAAAACUAGUUCUAAUGAAAGGGUCACAGAGUUUCAUUAAAUAAGAAACUCAGACAGGCACACCUGAUGUGAAACUUGUUGACAAUACUUUUAAUUUAUAAAGCACACAUGAACAAAUGUUCAAACAUUUUUUAAAUUUGUAUUCUCUAAAGGAGCCUGAGAUGUAAGCAUCCGAAAUCACUUGCUUUAUAAACCAUACGUAUAUCUAUUUUUGUUUCUACUUUGGACACCAAUAAUAUAUGGUAGAAGUUUCACCAUUUAUUUGAUUUCAAUAGAUGUUGCUCACUUUAGGGGAAAAAACAUCUUAGACUACUUAUUUCAAUGGGACUGUUCUAAAAAAAGUGGUUUUUAGGAUCGCUGAAGACUUGCUUCAGGAAAACAUUUAUACAAGGAUUUUUCUGUUUCUUUCCAACAAAAAUAGCAGAUCCCAACUGCUGUUGAUAUUUCUGUAUGUGUCAAGUAUUGUUUAGUAAAAAGACCAAAUUCAGUGUUCUUGGAAUUAGGAGUAUGAUAUUUUAUAUUUAGUUUUUUUUAAAAAAGGAAAUAUGUUAUCCAUUGAACUAAGCAGAUGUUUCAUGGUUAUGUUACAUACUUGCUUUUGAGGUUCUUUUUAGAACUUGUCUACAAUCUGUCAAUCAUUGUUCAAAAAUUCUGCAGAGAACCGUCUACCUUUGUUUAGCUGUUUAAGCAAUGAAAUCAAGUUUUCAGUAUGUAAAAUACUGGCAAUUGUAACUUUAGUUCUUGAGUAUUCUAUGAUAUCAAAACAUGACUUUGAAGACAUUCCUUCCAGUUAAUAUAUUUUUAAGAAUACUGAUAAAACCAUAAUGAAAAGGGACAUGAAUAUCGGUAUUGUCACUAGUAUGGAAGCUUACAUAAAGCAUUGUGUUCUGGUUUUUCGAUCUCAUUGUUAGCAUAUAGGCUUUGAACUCAUGAUGGGAUGGAGGCAAAUGCACCUCUAGUAUCCUGGAGAUAGAGUCUGCCCCAAGAGUGUUUAGUAUUUGUAUAGUUCAUAGUGACCAGCUGCAUUGUCCUGUGUCUCACCAAAGAAUCCUGAAAUGUAUAGUUUGAUGAGUGUGUUUUAGAGUAUGGAUUAACCAACCUAAGUCUCUGGGUCAUAGGUUUCAGGUCGUACAGAAACUAAUUCUCAGGUGGUUGCCCUUUAUUCAUUCAGCUGCAAAUGACAGAAGGGCUUGGCUGAAAAGGGAGUCAACUGCAUCAACGGAAAGCACAAAACCAAUCCCACCCCCCAGGCCACAACACCACUGCAAUGUAAGUUCUCAAAGUAGCUCCCCCCCUGUUGUUCUUUGUAUGAGAGAUUGCAAUCAUUUGCUGAAUGUAAAUGAUUGAAUAGCUCAUAUUAUGAUGGCCUGGUGUUUGUCCCUGAAAGAAAACCGCCCUUUUUUGUAUCCAUAAAUCCAGCCCUGUGUUUUGUGUGCCUGUUUCCCCAACUGUGGCUUGUGCCAAACAAGCACUCACCACAGGAAUUUACAUGCUAUUACAUUUUUUUUCCCUGCUCACCUUAACUGCUGGGGCAAGGGUGACAGCUAAAUUAAGCAGCAGGCUUUUAUUCCAGCCUGGGAAAUGGGACAAAAUGAACUAUGAAACAAAGCUUUCCCAGGCAAACACGGAGCAGCAUACACUUGUUUCAGUCACUUAUUUUGUAAGAAUCUGUAUCAGGCUACUUUCCAUUUAUGGGCACAUGGGAUCAGACAUAUUUUCACAUUCCAGACUAGUCUGAAGCAAUGGGAGUAGCAAGGAAUCCAAGCCCUUUUGUGUGGGAGAAAUAUUCAAGAAAAAUAUUGGGUGAAAUGCCAACUUUUAAACAACUCUGAAUAUUUUCUUAAUUAUAAAAUCUAGGGAUGUUUGCUAGCUGUUCUCACGCUAAGGAAUCCCCUGCCUUCUCUUGCUGCAAAUGAUAAAACAGGUCUGUUCAGUUCCCCAUUGCAGUGCCCACUUAUUUACAAAACUGUGUUUAUUGUUGUUGUUUUUUACAUUAAGGAGAAAUGCUCCAAUUUGGAGCUCAGCAUUACACACACGAAACACAAUCUUUCCCAUCCAGUUUAAUAGAGACUUGUGAAUAAAUUCUUUUUGCACACUUGGUGCUAGGAGUCUUUGCAUAUACUGGAGAGAUGGGUGUUCAUUCCUCCAUGCUCACAAACAGUUUACCCAAGGAGACAAGGCUUGAUAAGAAAUAGUCCCUUCUUAUGUCUGAACUGGCAGACACCAGAAAUUAUAAUCAGACUCUGAAUUUUCUGGGACUUAUCUUUGUGGUCAGCAUGGAACCUGACCUGAAUGUGCACUGUCCUUUUAAAACACAUUGUAUUAGACCAUCAGUAUAAUGAAAUUUUAAUGAAACUCUUGCUGGCAAACAUUACUGUAAAAGAUGAAGUGUAUUGAGAGCAGGCAACUCUAUCCUCUAUCCAGAAGAAAGCAUGUAUAGAAAUUAAAUAAUGAAAGUAAAAACCAAGCAAACAUGUAUUUGAAAUAUUAGCAAGACACACUAGAAUAUUAAUACAGAGUAAUGUGGAUUGUGUUGUUGGUAACAACUUUGCAGUUGAUUCCAUCUAUGUUUGUGCUUUGAAUUUAUGUAUAUUUUUGCAGCAUUAGCAUAUUUCACUUGCACUGCUGAUGUUAAAUAUACUUUUGGUUUUAUAAGAGGAUUUUAAAAAAUGUAUCUGCUGUUGUCUUGGUAAAAAAAAUUAAAAACUAAAAACAGUAUUUCACAGCUUUAUAAAUAUUGGAUGCUUUGAAGUAAUUAUAUUAACUCUAUUGAAAAGCACAGGUCGCUAAUUUAUUUUUAAACUUGAAUAAGCUUAGCUUAGAAAAACAACCCAAGAUAGAUUAUGAAACCUUGUUUGAUGGAAAUAUUUUUAGUUGUUUAUUCAUUUGACUUGUAAUGGUUGCCAAUAUCUUGCCUUUAAAUAUAUCCUCUGGGUUUUUCUGU